This is a messenger RNA of Delphinapterus leucas (beluga whale), 6387 nucleotides long. It is a transcript of the gene USP30, whose product is annotated as ubiquitin specific peptidase 30. The record is from RefSeq and is a predicted model, not a curated record. Lineage: Eukaryota; Metazoa; Chordata; Mammalia; Artiodactyla; Monodontidae. Gene Ontology annotation, cellular component: nucleus; cytosol. Gene Ontology annotation, biological process: protein deubiquitination. Gene Ontology annotation, molecular function: cysteine-type deubiquitinase activity.
UUUGGGGGGCGGGACGGCCGGGGAGGCCGGGACCAGAGGAACCAGGGUACCGAGGCUGGCCUGUGGCGGCCCUUUCACGCCCUAGUAAGGGUCCCCAGGGGCCGGAGUGAGCAUUCCAGAGGUUUCUGCGUCCCGAAGUGUUGGAGGCCCAGGCCUUGGGGCGGGAAGGGCGAUGGGCCUCCAGGGCCUCCAGGCAACGGCGAUUCUGUCGGCACUCCCCAAUUGUGCUGGCGCUCCCAGUUUUAUCAGUGCCCCCUCCACCCCCCUCCUCCGCCUGCCAGUGCCUCCUGUAAUCCUGUCAUUGUCCCCAGAAUUUGCAGGGAUCCUCAGCCUUGUCAAUGGCCCCCUCGGAGCUCUCAGCGCCUCGCAGGCCUUACCGUACCCCUUCAUCCUUUCAAGAUACCCCCAAUCCUUCUGGGCUCCCUAGUCAUGUCAGUACCUGGCCUGCUAGGGUUCCCCAACCUGUCAAGCUCCCCAGUCCUGCCAUGGUUCUCACAACCCUGUAAAGUGCCGCGGGCUUGCUAGCGCCCCCCACCCGCACUUUGUCAGUACCCGUCUUCGUGUCACACCCCCGCACACACUUUUGCCAGGGAUCCCUUAGUCUGUAUGGGUCCCUAAUCUAAUUAGUGGCUUCUUAUCUUGCAAGGGCACCCAAACCAAUCAGGACCCCUUAACCUGUUAAGGCUCCCAGUCCUGUUAAGAUCCCACAUUCCUGCUAGGACCCCCAAUAGUACGGGUUCUCAACCCUGUCAGUGUCCCUAUGUCCCUUGUCUUAUCCACCCUCCCUCGGGCUCUAGGCUUCAGAGCUGAGCAGUGUGGCUCCGUCCCUCCGCCCAAGCCCCCUUCGUGACCCUAAAUGACUGAGACCCAUUGCUCAGGUCAGCUUCCUCCCUCUGGAACUGGAGCAGUCUAAAGAGCUUAUCAUCCCAGGGUUGGAAGUCCUCAGUGGCGAUCCUGUCCAGUGUCCCCAUUCUGUAGUUGGGACACGGGCCUUGCAGUGGCCAUGCCUGUGGUCCUACAGCUGAGCUGAUAGCAGAGCUGCGGGGAGAAGCCAGAUCUUUUCACUCCCAGGCCCCACUACUCUCCUCGUGUUGUGGAGUUUCCAGAGUUGGCCCUGGGUUUUUUAUCCAUGCCCUACUUAGGACCUAGGCAGGCCCUCUCUCCCAUCCUUUUGACAGUCUGUCCUUCAAUUUCCCCAUGAGCUUCCUGGUUUGAAGCACAGACUUGGCAGCCCAACAGACAUGAGUUCAGAUCCACGUGGCCUCACGUGAAUAUACCUAUUGUGUAAAAGUCAGCACAAUGUUGCAUUAAGAAACUUCAAGAAUAACUUUCAUGAAUGAAGCUGAGAUUAUAAUACUUGAUAAUUGCAGCAGCUAAUAUUUGUUAAGCUCUUACUAUGCACCCCAUGCAUUAGCACCUAUUCAGUCUUUACAAUAAUUCUGUAAGGUAGGUCUCACAAUUGUCCCCAUUGUACAGAUGAGGAAGCUGAGGCUUAGAAGGUGCAGUGACACCAUAGGGAAUAGCAGUACCAGAACUGAACCAGAUUAUGGAAUUCUACUUUCUUAACCAAGUUCUGUGCGCAUUCUACCGCCACUGUCUUGGGAGAACAAAGAUUUAAUUGAAAUUCAGUCAUCAGUUGUGUAUCACAUCAGCCAUGACACUGGAAAAAUGUUGGUUGUUGUAGACAGAGUUACUAGUAUUACCAGUGGCUCUUCCCUGAGUUAAUGUUGACUGAGUUGAGGUCAAAACAAUAUUCACAUGAUCCACACAUGGGGAUAAGAAUAUUUUAAACAUACACACACACACAUAUAUGUAGCUAACACAUAUAUAUAGGUAUAUAUUGCACAGAUACAUGUAGGUACAUAUAUUGGUUGCCUUAUUUAGUGGAAAUACAUAACUGUGUAUGAAGACAGUGUUUUAAGUUACUGAUGAAAUUUCUUUAUUUGUAGUAAAAGAAUAACUUCAGUAUUCGAGUCAAGCCUCAAAUGAAGAAAACUGUAAUAUAAUAAAUAUUUAGAAGAUCUUUUAUACUAUUGUAUGCCUCUCCCUUACCCCGUUUAAUAACCUAAAAGAUAAAUCCAUUUCUAUAUUUCUCCAGGUCCCAGUCAUUCAAUAAGUAUUAUCAAGAACCUACUAUGUGAUCUAAAUACUUGGAAACACUUGGGAUAUGUUAGUGUGUAAAACAAAGAUCCCUGCCCGUGGGGACUUUGCAUUUCAGUUGCGGGAGACCGAAAAUAAACGUGGUGAAUAAAUGAAAGUUAGGUUGGAAGGUGGUGAGCUCUGUGGUAAAAAGAAAACAUAGAACUGGGUAAAAGGGCCACGAGUGCAGGUUCUAGUAGUUUGUUAGAAGUGAAGGGAGGGGGAGGGAGUGAGCCAAGCAGUGGGACCUGGGGAAACAGCAUCUGAGGCAGAGGGAACGCAGUGCAGAGGCCCUGGGGUGGGAGCUUGGCUGUGGCCGGGGUGGCGACCGGUAUGGCAGCAGAAUGAGAGGCAGAGCAGGAGGAAAGCCCUGGCCGGUGGGGCUCUGGGGAGGUUGUGCUCUGACUUAGGUUUCAAAUCCUAAUGUCUAAAUGUGCUGAUUUUCAAGACAUAAUCCUAUACUGUAUAUUACUUUAAUCUGAAAGCUAGGUAUUUGGCAGGACAGUGGUUAUUUUGAUGAAAUGUUAUUUCUGUGUACCUGUACCUGUAUAUACACAUAUUGCAUUUGUGAUGAGGAAAGACAGUAAACUUAUUUUCUUUUUUAGAUAUAAACUCAUGAAGAACUGGGGUGUUAUAGGUGGAAUUGCCGCUGCGCUAGCAGCAGGAAUAUAUGUUAUUUGGGGUCCCAUUACAGAAAGAAAGAAGCGUAGAAAAGGGCUUGUGCCUGGCCUUGUCAACCUGGGGAACACCUGCUUCAUGAACUCCCUGCUGCAAGGCCUGUCUGCCUGCCCCACCUUCAUCAAGUGGCUGGAAGAGUUCACCACCCAGUACACCAGGGGUCAGGAGGAGUCCCCCCAACACCAGCGCUUGUCCUUGACACUGUUGCAUCUCUUGAAAGCUUUAUCCUGCCAAGAAGUCACUGAUGAAGAGGUCUUGGAUGCAAGCUGCUUGUUGGACGUCUUAAGAAUGUACAGAUGGCAGAUCUCUUCGUUUGAAGAGCAGGACGCUCAUGAGUUAUUCCAUGUCAUUACCUCGUCUUUGGAGGAUGAGCGGGACCACCAGCCCCGGGUCACACAUCUGUUUGACGUGCAUUCCCUAGAGCAGCAGUCAGAAAUGACUCCCAGACAGAUCACCUGCCACACCAGAGGGUCACCUCAUCCCACAUCCAGCCACUGGAAGUCCCAGCAUCCUUUUCAUGGAAGACUUACUAGUAACAUGGUCUGCAAACACUGUGAGCACCAGAGUCCCGUUCGAUUUGAUACCUUCGAUAGCCUUUCACUAAGUAUUCCAGCUGCCACAUGGGGUCAUCCACUGACCCUGGACCACUGCCUUCACCACUUCAUCUCGUCGGAAUCCGUGCGGGAUGUCGUAUGUGACAACUGUACGAAGAUUGAAGCAAAAGGGACGCUGAAUGGCGAGAAGGUGGAACACCAGAGGACCACGUUUGUCAAACAGUUAAAACUAGGGAAGCUCCCCCAGUGUCUGUGCAUCCAUCUCCAGCGGCUGAGCUGGUCCAGCCACGGCACACCCCUGAAGCGGCACGAGCACGUGCAGUUCAACGAGUUCCUGAUGAUGGACAUCUACAAGUAUCACCUGCUCGGACACAAACCCGUUCACCACAGCCCCGAGCUGCACGAGAAGGCAGGGCCUGCGCUGGAGCUGCAAGACGGGCCGGCAGCCCCCAAGCCAGUUCGGAGUCACCCGGGGGGCCCCAAAACACAGAUUUUCAUGAACGGCACCUGCUCCCCAUCCUUCUUGCCCACGCUGCCAACCCCGAUGGCCUUCCCCCUCCCAGCUGUUCCUGACUACAGCUCCUCCACGUACCUCUUCCAGCUGGUGGCAGUUGUUGUCCACCACGGAGACAUGCACUCGGGACACUUCGUGACCUACCGACGGUCCCCACCUUCGGCCAAGAACCCUCUCUCCACCAGCAACCAGUGGCUGUGGAUUUCUGACGACACCGUCCGCAAGGCCAGCCUGCAGGAGGUGCUGUCCUCCAGCGCCUACCUGCUGUUUUACGAGCGUGUUCUUUCCAAGAUGCAGCACCAGAGUCAGGAGUGCAAGUCUGAAGAAUGACUCUGCCCUGGCCCCGAAGCUAGAGCUGAUGGCUCCGUCCAAGCUGUGUGUGUGUGCGUGUGCGUGUGUGCUGUGGUGUGUACGUGCAAGCAGCCCCACUAGAGUCCUGCAGCCUUCUGGCGUGUUCUAAGAGCAGGCUCCACACAGGAGCUGGUGGCCCCGAUUCAAACGAGGUCAGGCUCCCCGCACAGCUCUGCCCGUGCGUACCAGGGCAGCGGUGCCGGGCUAGGAAAGCAGUCAUUGUGUCUAGAGCGUGUCUUGUCACUCACCUGAUCCAGGUAAUUAAAAGAAACCAGACUCCAGAAGCCACCGUUUUUAGAUUGAUACAUUAGGUGUUCUCAGAGGGGAGUUAACUUUGUCUGAUCCUCCAGAGUUUCAGCAUAGAUCUUUUAUUUUUAAUAAGCAGUCCCAUAAAAAUGGUUGAAUUAGUGAAAUUACUAAAGGCAACAACUUCGAAGAAGUGCCUUUCACUCUCAGUUGCUCUCGUAGCAUGUCCCUCCUGGAAAACACACCUCAUCUGGGCAUCAUAUAAGCAGUUUCUGAAAAGCUCUGUACCUUCCAAAGUUACCGAACAGAGAGCAACAGAACACUUAAAAGACGCCUGAUGCACACCCGCCUUCCCUUUUUAUAUGUCUUUUUCUAAGCUUUCGAUUCUUUAUAUGUAGUAAAAGCUCAUGUGCCAAAUCCGCCCCUCGGGGAAAUUCUUUCUCUACUUUGUCAGUUACAAGUGACCAGCUUUCUCUUUGCUGUUAUCUUUUGUAUCCUGGACUCCGAGGUGUGAUUAUCGCAUAUUAUAUAACUGUGUGAACAGCCAGAACUCGGUGGCCUGUGUGCCACACCUAGGACUCCUCCGCUCUGUAGAAAACCCUUUCUCACACAAGGACCCCACGGUGGACAGCUAUUCUCAUCUAUUUAUUUAUUGCCCAUGAAGAGCUCCUGAGGUUUACAGGUGGAGCCGGGGGCUGUGUCAGAAAGACAAUCCUGGCCUCCAUUGGAGAGCUGGAUUCUGAAAGAAGGGCACUGACCUUGGGGCUGCUGCCUCUCUGGACCUCAGUUUCCUCAUCUGUAAAGUGAUGAGUUAGAUUCCAUGACCAUCCAAGUCCAGCCCUUCCCACAAAAAAGAAGUUUAAAAAACUUUUUGAACAUAAAAUUAUGGCUGAUAUCUAGUACUGUCAUUCUGUUCUAGGUCCAUAUUCUAAAUGUAUUCGUUUCCAGUAGCCUCAUACAAAAGGCCUCUCUUGGGCAUCCUCCCCUCUCUUCAGGUAAGUCUAAUGAAGGCAGCCCAGGGCCGAAGGAAUUUUGAUGACACAGGGGUAUCUAUGUUUUAGCUAGGCUCUUUUAUUUAAAACAAAAAACAAAUGCACUGACUCUUCAGAGAUAAGAUUUGGAAUCAGACGUGUCCAAAAGGUCACCUGAGGUCAGGCUGAGGACUGUGCUUCCCCUGGUGGGGACCAGCUGGCAGACACUUCCAGACAAGGCCUUGGUGUCAGCUGAAAGCGCUAGAGGCCCAGGUGAUCCCCAUUCCCCCAGGCCCAGCGUGCAUCCUGAGGACUCGGAACUCUUGCUAUUGACAGAACGGACUGUGAAGUUCUCCAGGCCACACACCUCAGGGAGAAAGGAGCCACACAAAGCUUCUGGUCUGUUCAUGGCAGACGUCCCUUCCCGACUUCUUACAGACCCCGGCUUUGACGGUGAAAGGCACGUCCCCGUGGUACCCGCGGUCUGGGGGAAACAAAUGCUCAAUCACGUGACUUUAACCUGCCUGGCAAAGUUGUAGCUUGGAGCAACUGCUGCUCUGCCACUGCUUACGCUUUGCAAUCUGCCGUUAAAGAGAGAUGAACGGGGCUCAUCCUUUUAGCGUUCAGUUGUAAGCAGAUCUUUGGUCGGAGGGAUUGAGCCACAGUUGUAAAUGUGAAUGAUCUCCGUGCAAAGUCUCUUCCCCUGACUUAAAGGUGACUUUCUCAUUUUUUGUAAAUCAUUAGGCAUUAAGUAGCAGCCAAACACUCUUACUUCUAGCUUUAAGUUAUUUACAAAGUCGCUUCUUUUUGCAAAAACCGAAGUUAAACUCGUAGUUUAUGCCAUAAUAACUGCUGAUUUAUGUUUUUGCUAAAGGUACCUUUUGUAUCUGCUGUGUAUUAUAGCAAUAAAAGAAUCAUUUUGUUAGGAAAAAAA